Condylostylus longicornis is the source of this 2506-nucleotide messenger RNA. RefSeq names its product nuclear pore complex protein Nup88 (gene mbo). The record is from RefSeq and is a predicted model, not a curated record. Gene Ontology annotation, biological process: ribosomal small subunit export from nucleus; ribosomal large subunit export from nucleus; protein import into nucleus. Bases 116 to 2365 code for a protein of 749 amino acids. Lineage: Eukaryota; Metazoa; Arthropoda; Insecta; Diptera; Dolichopodidae. Gene Ontology annotation, cellular component: nuclear pore. The transcript is spliced from 3 exons. Gene Ontology annotation, molecular function: structural constituent of nuclear pore.
AUUUGGUUUUAGUUGUAUUGAAGAAAAUAUUUAAAGCGCGUUUCAGAAAACAACAAAAUUUAAAGUUUUGAAAAAGAAAAUUUAACAACAUAAUAUAAAUUAACAAUUAAAUAAAAUGAAUUCUUGUACUGACACGUUUUUUUUAAAUUCUACAAAAAUGUUUGAAGAAAUUCGUAAUAACUUGCCAAAAAAUAAAAGCAAGACGCAAAAUUUAAUAGAAUCACUAGACGAUAUCUUGUUGGCAUGGAAUUCAAAUGAUUGUACUGUAUUAGCUUUGAAUUGGAGAGCUAUGAAAUUAAGGGGGUGUGAUGUUGUUAAACAUCAAAAAUUAAUUCCAUCAGUCCCACAAAAUUUUGAAGUAGAAAAAAUUAUAAGUUCACCGGAAGGCUCAAUGAUUUGUUUAGCUGGCAGUCGGGGUUUAUGUGUUAUGGAAUUACCAAAACGUUGGGGAGCUUAUGGACAAUUUUUAAAUGGGAAAGAAAUUAUUACAUGUAAAUCGUACAAUUUAGAUGAACAGUUUUUCCUUAACAAUAACCACAUUGAAUUGUAUCAAGUCAAAUGGCAUCCGGGUUCUCCAACAGAUUCGCAUUUGUUAGUUUUGUUAUCCGAUAAUACAAUAAGAGUUUAUAAUGAAACAGUAUUGCGUCAUGUUUGGAGAAUUGGACCAGUUCCCAAUGCAUGUGUGCAAUCUGAAGAUGGAAGCGAGGUACAAAAUAAAAGUGUAAAAGAUAGUUUCCCAACACUACUUGAUAUGGGAGAAACGGCAGUUGAUUUUGAUAUUGCACCCCCGAGAGUUGUUUGUGAAAUAAAUAUUGAAGAAACUAAAGAAAACGUAAACUUAACAAAUAAAAGUUUAGCAAGUACUUUAAAAAGUCCAUUGAACGAAUCAAUUAAUAAAAGUUUAAAUAGCUCUUCGCUGAAUGCAAGUAAUAAAUUAGAGAAGGUCGAAUGGCCUAUUGUAAUUUUACGAGGAAAUGGAAACGUUUAUGUCCUCAGUGUUGGGAUUGAAAGUGGGAAACCAAAACUCCAGGGACCAUUAACAUUUUUACCUCAAUGUGGUGACAAUUACGGAACUGAAUCUUGUUCUUUGAUAGUAAUACCAUCUCUGCCACCAACUCUAGUAAUAGCUGAGUCGAAUGGGAAACUCCAUCAUGCCUUAAUGAUAGAAAACGAAUCUUUAGAAGAAUCAUUUAGUGAGAUAGAUUCUAGUCUUUACAUACAUCCAUCUGAAUGGACAAUCAACGUACUUGAAACGGUUACUCUAGAAUUAGGAUUGAAAGAAGAAGAUCAAGAGCAGAAAAAUUUAUAUCCAAUUCAUUUAAAGCGUGACACAAUCAAUGAAUUACGUUACUUUGCAUACCAUAAUACAGGAUUACAUGCUGUAAUUUUAAAUUUCAUUCGAGAGCUAGAGCGGUUUGUUGAAGCAGAAGGUGUGUCAAAUGAUAUAAGUUUAAAUAUUCCAUCAAGUGCUGAAUAUAUUGUUUGCACUAAAGUAAAGGAAGAUGAUCAUACAAUAAAUGCUGUGUUAGGAUGCACUUUAUUUCAUAUGCCAUCUGGGAUUGUUCUUUUACUUGGUAGUGGUGAAGUAAUAAGUUUGAAUGUAAUAAUUGAUCCUAGCGUACUUAUCGAUUCAAUGAGACAACUUACAAUAUCCCCCAGUAAAAGUGAUAUUAAUAGUACUUUGUCAAAUGCAAAUUCUCCUAUACAAAAGAUAAUGAAAGAAUCAUUCGUGCUUCAUAUUUCAAAUAUAUUAAAGAGAACAGUAUCGCAACCAAUUUUAUCGUUGGACAAAAAUGCUGAUCUUUCUCCAGAAGAAAUGUAUAAAAUUUUAUCGCAAUCGAUAACAACUCUUAAAGAUCAAUAUUUUAAAAAGCAUGAAAAGGUCCGAACAGAAAUUUUACGUCGUGUUAAAAUUUUAAAGCUUUUGAAAGAACAACAACAGAAAGAAGUUGAAAAUUUAGAAAAUGAAAAUAAAAUAAUACAAAACGAAUCAAAACGAUUAGCAGAAAAGUAUGAGAAAAUCUAUGAAAAGCAGCAGGAACUUUCAAAUCGUUGUCAGGAUUUGAUAAGGCAAGCGAAUGUUAAAAUUCCAAAUAAUAAUAUAUCUGAUGCUGAAUUUAAAGAAAAUGUUCAAAAAAUUGAUACAACAACAAAGAAUUUAGCUAAUGCUUUACACCAGAUUAAAACAGAUAUUAAAAAACAACAAUAUCAUAUUACCAAAUAUUCACAGGAGACUGAAAAAAAGAAAAUCGUCUUACCAGCUAAACAAGAAAAAUUAAUAAGGGAAAUUUUGUCUGAAAUUACGACUGAAAUCGAUACACAAAUCAAAGACAUAAAACGAAUUAACAAUGCAAUAAAUUUAUAAGUGUUUUUUUUUUCUUUUUGUACUAUUUGAAAAUUCAUUUUUAUUUGUUUAAAGAUGUUUGUGAACAAUUCUGAAACUAACAGCAUACAAAAUAAUUGAAAAUAAUUACAAGAAAAAAUAAAUUCAAUAAAAGAAACUCAA